This is a messenger RNA of Pyricularia pennisetigena, 1062 nucleotides long. RefSeq lists its product as uncharacterized. The coding region runs from base 1 to 1062 and encodes 353 amino acids. The transcript has 4 exons. Lineage: Eukaryota; Fungi; Ascomycota; Sordariomycetes; Magnaporthales; Pyriculariaceae. Gene Ontology annotation, cellular component: heterotrimeric G-protein complex. The record is from RefSeq and is a predicted model, not a curated record. Gene Ontology annotation, molecular function: GTP binding; G protein-coupled receptor binding; G-protein beta/gamma-subunit complex binding. Gene Ontology annotation, biological process: G protein-coupled receptor signaling pathway.
AUGGGUUGCGGAAUGAGCACGGAGGAGAAGGAGGGCAAGGCCCGGAACGAGGAGAUUGAGAACCAGCUAAAGAGGGACAGGUUGCAACAGCGCAAUGAGAUCAAGAUGCUUCUGCUUGGAGCCGGUGAAUCCGGAAAGUCCACCAUUCUCAAGCAGAUGAAGCUCAUCCACGAGGGCGGCUACUCACGGGAUGAGCGCGAAUCUUUCAAAGAAAUCAUCUUCAGCAACACUGUACAGUCUAUGCGCGUCAUCUUGGAGGCCAUGGAGUCGCUAGAGCUGCCUCUGGAGGACCAAAGGAUGGAGUACCACGUACAGACCAUCUUCAUGCAGCCUGCUCAGAUUGAAGGCGAUGUUCUGCCACCCGAGGUUGGCAACGCCAUCGAGGCCUUGUGGAAGGACCGCGGUGUUCAGGAGUGCUUCAAGCGUUCAAGGGAAUACCAACUGAACGACUCUGCCAGAUACUACUUUGACAACAUUGCCCGAAUCGCUGCUCCGGACUACAUGCCAAACGACCAGGACGUGCUUCGAUCUCGUGUCAAAACAACCGGUAUUACUGAGACGACUUUCAUCAUUGGCGACCUCACUUACCGAAUGUUCGAUGUCGGUGGUCAACGUUCUGAGCGAAAGAAGUGGAUCCACUGCUUCGAGAAUGUCACGACGAUUCUCUUCCUCGUCGCCAUUUCCGAGUACGAUCAGCUGUUAUUUGAGGACGAGACGGUCAAUCGUAUGCAGGAGGCUCUCACACUUUUCGACUCCAUCUGCAACUCGAGGUGGUUCAUCAAAACUUCCAUCAUUCUCUUCCUGAACAAGAUCGAUCGCUUCAAGGAGAAGCUGCCCAUCAGCCCGAUGAAGAACUAUUUCCCCGACUACGAGGGUGGCGACGACUACGCUGCGGCCUGCGACUACAUCCUCAACCGAUUCGUCAGCUUAAACCAGCACGAGACAAAGCAAAUUUACACACAUUUCACCUGCGCCACAGACACCACACAGAUCCGCUUCGUCAUGGCGGCUGUUAAUGACAUCAUCAUACAAGAGAACCUCCGUCUAUGUGGUCUCAUCUAA